This is a messenger RNA of Fomitiporia mediterranea MF3/22, 3585 nucleotides long. RefSeq names its product Ca-transporting ATPase. The record is from RefSeq and is a predicted model, not a curated record. Gene Ontology annotation, molecular function: ATP binding; P-type ion transporter activity; ATPase-coupled monoatomic cation transmembrane transporter activity. The coding region runs from base 1 to 3585 and encodes 1194 amino acids. Gene Ontology annotation, cellular component: membrane. Lineage: Eukaryota; Fungi; Basidiomycota; Agaricomycetes; Hymenochaetales; Hymenochaetaceae. Gene Ontology annotation, biological process: intracellular calcium ion homeostasis. The transcript is spliced from 16 exons.
AUGGACGUCGUGUUUGAACCUUCAGAACCUCCACCUCCCGGUCCACCGAGCCGGCAACGUAUCUUUAUGCAGGAUGAAGAUAUAACUGUACUGUUCAUCGGUUAUGAAACGAUUUUAUGGCGAAAGUGGGUAUGGAGGAUCGGCUGUAUCCUUACGUUUGGCCUGCUCGGGCUUCUCGGACACUGGUUCCCUCGAUUUUGGCUUCGAUGGGUGGCGCGAGAAAGAGCAUUUAAGGACAGUCAGAAUGGGUUCAUUGUCGUAGAGACGCCUUUCAGGGAUAUAUCACUAUUUACGGUUAAGACCUUGGAUUAUCCUUUUGCUCCUUCAACGGUGUUUUCGACAAAGACGGGGUUAGAUAGCACCACAGACUCCAAUGGCAAGGAGCCUGAAGUACUGUCGACCUUGAAGGUGGUUGACUAUCGUUAUCUGAGGUUUGCACUUGAUAUUAGAACAGGGUUGUUUUCCGCGGUCAGUGACUGGCGAGAUCCUUCCUGGACAGGUAUACCAGCCGUACAAAAAGGUCUCGAAGAUUCUGAACACGAACAACGCCUAAUGCUCUUCGGACCUAAUAUGAUUGACAUAGAGGAAAAAUCUGCAUCGUCUCUACUAAUAGAAGAGAUUAUCCAUCCGUUUUACGUAUUCCAAAUUGCUAGUAUUAUCUUGUGGUCAAUGGACGACUAUUACUAUUACGCAUUCUGCAUCGCUCUUAUCUCAUUCUCAAGUAUCAUAAGCACACUCAUAGACACGAAAAGGACUCUAACACGCAUGAGGGAAAUGUCACGCUUUUCAUGUCCCAUUCACGUUUACAGCAGUGGGCGAUGGCAGAUAAGAGACUCGACUGACCUUGUCCCCGGAGACGUCGUUUCACUCACGGAACCCACUCUUUCUAUAUUUCCUGCGGAUAUGUUCCUUCUAUCGGGAGACGCGAUCGUCAACGAAAGUAUGUUGACCGGGGAGAGCGUUCCUGUUAGCAAAUCUCCAAUUAAAGACGUCGAACUGGCGAAGUGGAAGGAUAAUUCUGAUACCACUAUUGACAAUACUAAGAGUUUCUUAUACGCCGGAACUCGUGUCGUCCGUUUGAGGGGUGCCAUGACAGCCAGCGGCAAUACUGGAGGACCACCCAUAGCUCUUGUCGUCCGUACUGGCUUCACCACAACGAAAGGAUCUUUAGUUCGAUCUAUGCUUUUCCCGAAACCUCUUGGCUUUGCUUUCUAUAGAGAUUCUAUGCGAUUUAUUGGUGUACUCGCUGGUAUCGCUGGUUUUGGAUUUCUAAUCUCUGCUGUACAGUUUGUCCGUCUUGGAAUACCCUGGCAUACGAUCUUGGUUCGAGCGCUAGACCUAAUCACAGUCGUCGUUCCACCCGCACUUCCCGCGACCCUUUCCAUUGGUACGAGCUUCGCUCUUAGCCGACUACGGAAGUCUGGCAUAUUCUGCAUUUCCCCAAACCGAAUUAACGUGAGCGGGAAGGUCAAUGUCUGUUGCUUCGAUAAAACAGGCACACUUACCGAGGAUGGCCUGGACAUAUUGGGAGUUCGAGCGAUGGAAAGAAACGUUCAUCAAUUCGGUGAACUCAUCGAGGAUAUACAUGACUUACCUUCCGAGGCUGGCGCGGGGAAAGCUUCAUUCCUGCAUGCUCUUACGACAUGCCAUAUGCUUCAAGUCGUUGACGGCGAAACAAUUGGUGAUCCGCUUGAUGUAAAGAUGUUCAACUUUACGCAAUGGACUCUAGAAGAGGGUCAAGUUGCAGGUACAGGCGUCAUCAAAGACAAAGCAAGUGGUUCAAGAUCUGCGGCGGCGCUAGUUCAGAACAUUGUUCGACCUCCUGGUAGUGGUGCCUUUCGAGUCGAAGAUGCCCUAAAAGGAGGCGCAAAGCGCCCCCACUUCCUCGAACUCGGGGUGAUUCGCACCUUCGAGUUUGUAUCGUCGUUGCGUCGUAUGAGCGUCGUGGUCAAAAGACUGAAGAGUACCAGCAUGGAAAUUUAUGUCAAGGGCGCGCCAGAGGUCAUGCAUGACAUCUGCGAAAGGGAUUCUUUCCCGAAUGAUUACGAAGAUCUACUGUCAUACUAUACAAAGCGUGGGUAUCGUGUCAUAGCCAUGGCGGGAAAGAGUAUCGAAGGGCUCUCUUGGCUGAAAGCUCAGCGGCUCAAGCGGGAGCAGGCGGAGUCGGGCCUUCGGUUCCUUGGUCUUGUUAUAUUUGAAAAUAAAAUAAAGCCAGGAACUACUCCAGCAAUACAGGCACUGCGGGCAGCGCAUAUGGCUUGCAGAAUGAUCACAGGCGAUAAUCCGUUGACCGCUGUGAGCGUCGCCCGGGAAUGUGGGCUUAUCAAUCAAACUGCGCAUGUCUUUAGCCCUGUCUUUGUGGAAGGAAACCCGUCAGCGCCUUUGGCGAAACUCGUAUGGCCAUGUAUGGAUGAUCCACUGUGGACUUUAAGCGACUACAGCUUGAAGCCCUUGGAUCCGCCUCCGCAUCAUACAGUGGAAUCUGCCGACGAGAUAUCUUUCCACGACUAUACUAUUGCGCUCACGGGCGAUGUCUUCCGUUGGAUGAUAAAUUACGCUCCUCUGGAGACUGUGCAGCGAAUGCUUGUCAAGACUCAAGUAUUUGCAAGAAUGUCUCCGGACGAAAAGAACGAAGUUGUGGAGCGUCUUCAUGGACUUGGUUAUACUGUCCUUAUGUGUGGUGAUGGGGCGAACGACUGUGCCGCCUUGAAGGCAGCAGAUGUAGGAUUGUCCCUUUCCGAGGCCGAAGCUUCAGUUGCUGCCCCCUUUACAAGCCGAACACCAGACAUCAGCUGCGUACUCGAGGUGAUUAAGGAAGGUCGUGCUGCACUGGUAACGAGCUUUAGUUGCUUCAAGUACAUGGCCUUGUAUUCUCUUAUUCAGUUCACGACGAUCACUCUGCUUUACUCCUUUGCUUCAUCUCUCGGCGACUUUCAGUUCCUUUACAUAGACUUGUUUAUCAUUAUCCCGAUAGCCGUGACCAUGGGCCGGACACUUCCGUACCCUCAGAUUCACCCGAAGCGGCCAACUGCGAGUCUCGUAUCAAAGAAGGUCCUUACUAGUAUAAUUGGCCAGAUUAUUAUUACAAGUGCAGUUCAGAUUUGGACCUUUAUCUGGGUGAAAUCGCAGAGCUGGUAUACUCCGCCGGUCAAGAGCCAGCCGACUCCCGGUCAUGACAAAUUGCAGGCCCUAAAUUACGAGAAUACGGUGCUGUUCCUGGUGUCGUGUUUCCAGUACAUACUUGUCGCAGCGGUAUUCAGCAUUGGACCGCCGUAUCGGAAACCAAUGUGGACGAAUGGCUUAUUUAUGCUGGCAAUGUCAGUGAUCGCGUUGAUCAACGUCUGGCUCACUCUUUAUCCUCCGCAGCCACUUUUGGUUCUUCUGGAGCUCAUGGUUAUUCCGUUUUCCGGACGAUCUAUUUUGAUAGCGGCAGUCGCUGUGAAUGUGUUGCUUUCGGUGACGUUUGAAAGGUGGGGAACCGCUUCGGUGGCACGGGUGAUCAGCUUCGCUACCGACCAGUUCCGCAUUAGGAGAAGGAUUCGGGACGGCAAGGCGUACAAGGCCGUGGAACAUGGCAUGCGAUGA